AGCAUCCUUAUUCAGGCGUACAGCGAAGAAAAGUGUAUGUACAACCCGCAGGACCCGCUAUAUCAUAAUAAGGUACGUCGGCAUCGUUUAUUUCUGAAAUGCCAGGAAAGAGAAACUGGCAGUGAUAGGCAGUAAAGUUCGCGCACUUUUGCCCAACGCAACAGAUGAGGACUGCAAAACUCGAUUCAUGUCUCUGCUGUCGCACUUUUGUGGGGAGCUUAAAAAAAUUAGAGCCAGUGAGCAUAGUGGUGCAGGGGCAAGCGAAGUUUACGAGCCUGCUGUGUGGUGGUUCAAUGCUUUGAAGUUUUUGAAGGACUACGUGACACCGAGGAAAACAGUGACAAAUAUCCCAAGCCGUAUCAUACCACAGUCACUCUCAUCAAAUCCAUGUAGCACGACCACUGUCAAUGACCCUUGUAAUACUGAGGUGACCACAGUUACUGAAGAGACCAUAGUAAAUGAGGGAUAUAUUGAAGAUGACAACAGCAAUUACUCUCAAGACAUAUUUACUGUGGAAUUGUCAGAGGGAAGUACACCUGCGUCAACACCAUCACCUCUAAGUGAGCAGCCUUAUGCUUCAGCCAGAAAGAGGCGUAGGAAGGACACUGAGGAUGAAUUAGCCACCUCAACAUUGACAGUCUUAAGAGACAUUAGAGUUUCAAUUAGUGGCAGUAAUGAAGAUGACAAGUUUGGUCAGUAUGUUGCUGCUGAAUUGAAGAAAUUAAAAAAUCCAGCAAUUAAGGCUGACGUGAAAUUAAAUGUCAUGAAAUGUAUCAUGGAUGGCAUACAUAAAGAAAUCUGUAACUGA
Molecule: messenger RNA, 808 nt
Organism: Schistocerca serialis cubense
Lineage: Eukaryota; Metazoa; Arthropoda; Insecta; Orthoptera; Acrididae
Exons: 5
Coding region: 188-808 (206 amino acids)
Source: RefSeq, a predicted model, not a curated record